ACGCGUCCGAAGAACCGUGCCUCACCCGCCGAAUAAUCGAUGCCAAGCUCGUGAUCGUUGUCUGCCCGAUGAGACACCGCCUUCACCGCUGACGCAAAUGCGACUGCGAAGAGCCUACCUACCUCCUGUGAAGACCCUUGCAAAACGAUCUCAAGUUUACAAUAACCGUUCAGAAAGUGAAGAUACAUCCAGUGACAUUAGCGCUCUCGGAGGAGGAUGCGCUGGGUGCGGACGAAAGAGGAAUGUAUCAAACUGGACGAUGAUCCAUCCAUGCGGACACAUUCUCUGCUGGACUUGUUUCUCCGCUACGAUCGCUUCGGUAACUAAGAGUCACGCCGCAUCCAAAUGCACAGCUUGUCAAGGCGAUUGUCUCUCAAUCAAGAGACAUUAUGGACCGGUGCCGAAAGACAAUGGGCCUGAACAUUGCAAUGCAGUCAAUCCUGGCGCGUCCACCCCUUGUUGUAGUGAUACAAUCGUUCUCAGAAUCGACAAUGUUGAUGUCACUCCCCAGAUCGUUGAGAACUUUCUGCCUAAAAAUGUCCUGCCACAGGAACACCCUCAGCCCAUACACAUCCUUAUUGACCGAUUCGAUGGCAGAACGAAGGACUAUAUGUAUAUUGAAGCGGCGAGUGAUGUGACAGCUCGUAAAAUUCUCAAGAAACGACAAAAUGGGAUGAUGCCUUGUGGAGGUCAAGAUGGCAAGACUCGAGCCGUAACUAUCACCAGAGUCACGCAUCAUGAGCUUUCGGCAGAGCUUCGACCUAAAGGUCCACAAGAAUUAACUGCCCUGCUGGCCUUGUGUCAAGCUGCAGUCGCUUUACCGAAUCGUGCUGAUCGUGACCUAUGCCACUCACCAUCUGUGACUCGCAGCGGCCUGGCACACUUUGUCAAAUCUCGUCAUGGCCCGUUCUAUGCCAUCAUGUCCAUUCUGACAAAGCUUCGAGGCCCAGAAAGCCCAGCCUAUUGGGACCUGUUCAAUCUAACAUCCGGUAUUUACACCGUUUAUCACUGACCCUAUGCGGAACCUGACCAGCCUCUCUCCUCAGGGGCCAUCGCUGCACUUGCAAGAGCCUGUCGAGCUCCUGCAUCAAGGAAGCGUGCGCCCCCGCCUAGACACACAGAAGAUGAAGAGAUGCUUGUCAAGCUUCAGAAGAUGUACAACAAGUGUUUUACCUUUGCAGAGACCUCACCGUGAAGACGCAACCGCCCCUUCUCAAAGAUCAGGGGAACAAACUAUUCGAGACUCAAAGCACAGAACAUUGGUUUCUUCAAGCUUGCCAUUUCGUCAAGUCCUCCACAUCCUCCGCUACUUGUGCGAUACGUUCACCUAUACCCCGCUACCCCGCUCCAGAUUCGCUGCGCCAUCCUAAACGUUGUAUUUUGCAGUUGUUCAUCUCAAGUGGAGUCAAGACCUCGGAGGCCGUGAGACGAACAAGCAAGCGAGAGACAUUGUUUAUAUAGACCCUACAAUAUAUC
This is a messenger RNA of Kockovaella imperatae, 1476 nucleotides long. RefSeq lists its product as hypothetical. Bases 98 to 1012 code for a protein of 304 amino acids. Lineage: Eukaryota; Fungi; Basidiomycota; Tremellomycetes; Tremellales; Cuniculitremaceae. The record is from RefSeq and is a predicted model, not a curated record. The transcript is spliced from 6 exons.